AUGGAACCAGCUCAACAAAACCAGAGACCCUCCUCUUCUCUCCCUCUUCCUCCUCCCGAGGUAGAUGAUGAUCCUCGCCGCACUGUGAACGGCGGCGUGUUCAAAUUGACUGACGUGGAAUUUACCGACACAGCUGUUUAUCAGUGUGAAGCAUCCAACAAAUACGGAUCCAUCCUCCUCAACACCUACAUCUAUGUUGUUGAGCUGCCUCCUCAGAUCCUGUCGUCUGAUGGAGUCGUGUACAGAGUCACUGAGGGCGGAGACAUCGAGCUGCACUGUGAGUCCUUCGGCUCGCCGCGACCACACGUCACAUGGGAGGGCGAGGACACGGGGCCUCUGCUGUCGGACCCUCGUAUCUCCCUGCUGACCAACGGGACGCUCCGGCUGUCCGACGUCGGUCACGAUGACGCAGGAGCGUACACCUGCUCAGUGCAGGACAAAAACAUCUCCAUCACUGCUCAUCUGGAGGUCUUCAACCGGACGGUGAUACUGACAAGGCCGCAGGACGUGCGAACGCCCAGAGGAGGAGACGCUCUGCUGGACUGUCUCUUCUACAAAGACCCUCGGCUGAACAGAUCCCAGAUCGUCUGGAGGAAAGAUGGACACAAACUGCAGGAAUCCUCACCAGACGACAAAGUCACUAUCUUUGAGAACGGCGCCUUGAAAGUGACAGACGUCCAAUCAGACGACACGGCGUCUUACUCCUGUGAGGUCAUCACUGACCUGGACCAUGUGACAGCGAGCGGCUCCAUCACUGUAGUCGCACGGCCGGACCCUCCCAAAGAUCUGUCUCUGUCUGAGGUGGACGACUACAGCCUCACUCUCAGCUGGAUCCCCGGACACUCACACAACAGCCCCGUCACAGGGUUCAUCGUGCAGAGCAGAGAGGAGCAGCACUCGGAGGAGGGGAAGUGGAGUUGGGAGGAGUUGAAGAGAGUUUCUGGAGAUGUCAACAGCCUGCAGCUGACCCUCCACCCCUACUGUACCUACCGCUUCCGGGUCAUCGCGGUCAACGAGCUGGGCCCCAGCGAGCCCAGCGAGUCUUCAGACUUCCACAGCACGCCCCCUGCUGUUCCUGGCAGUAACCCCACAGGUGUGCGCAGUGACUCCAUAGAUCCAGGGACUCUGAUCAUUACGUGGGAUGAGAUGCACAAGCGCUUACAUAGCGGCCAGGGAUUCCAGUACAAGGUGUCAUGGCGGGAGGCCGGGGGCAAGGGUGUACACUGGAACCACAGCUACGUCAGGUCGCCGCCCUUCUUGGUAAACGGAACAGGAACAUACACACCGUUCGAGAUCAAAGUCCAGGCCGUCAACUCACUGGGAGACGGUCCUCCACCAGAACCUGAGAUCGGACACUCCGGAGAGGACAAGCCUGAGGAGCCUCCCAGCGGAGUUAAAGCGACCGUGAUGAACAGCACAGUCAGAGUGACGUGGAACGAAGCCCAGAGGGUCCGAGGUCUGCUGAGGGGAUACAAGAUCUACAUCAGGAGGUUGGGUGUGCCGGGGGCCCGGGGCCGGAGGUCCCUCGGGAAGCAUCAUCACGAGGAAGAGAGGAGGCGGGAGAGAGGACAGGAGCGAGGGAAGGAGAAAGACGAGUGGAGUAAGGUGGUGGUCGUUCAUGGCAUGAAGACUUCAGAGGAGGUGACCGGGCUGCAACUGUUCUCUCGGUACGAGCUGUCCGUCACCGCCUUCAACAGCAAAGGAGAGAGCCCCCCCUCCCCAGCGCACCACUUCAACACCCCAGAGGGAGCUCCCGGCCCUCCUGCAUCACUGAGGUUCGAGAGUCCAUCGGAGAAGUCUCUGACGCUCUACUGGACGCCUCCGGCUGAAACCAACGGCAUCCUGCUGGGAUACGUGGUGCAGUACCAGCAGGAGGUGGAGAGCAGAGACAGUCCGGUGCAGAUGGAGAUCAUCAGCGAUCCCAGUAUGACUUACAUUAUGUUGGACUCUCUGGACCCCAGCAGCCAUUACAUCUUCAAAGUGAUAGCACGCACCAGCGCCGGGGACGGACCUCCCAUCACACGCAGGGGCGCCACCCUGCUGGACGGAGUUCCUCCAUCCAACAUCACCAUAAUUCCCAGUAACACAUCCCUCAACCUGAGCUGGGUGCCGGGAGAGCGAGACAGGAACCACGGCUUCCACAUCCACUACCUCCGGAAGAGCGCUGGGGAUCAGUGGGAGGAGUCAGAGGUGUUGAACUCCACGCAGGGUUUCUAUUCGCUGACAGGCCUCCAACCAGGAACUCAGUACCGUCUUAAGAUCAUACAUGGAAACAAGACUCACUGGGAAGAUGUGACAUGGACCAGAGGACCAGUGCCGUCGGAGGUGGCCGGUGGAUUUGCCACCCAGGGUUGGUUGAUCGGACUCAUCAGCGCCAUCGUGCUGCUGGUGCUGAUACUGCUCAUUCUCUGCCUUAUUAAACGCAGCAAGGGCGGCAAAUAUGCAGUGAAGGACAAAGAAGACAAGGAGGUGGACUCUGAGGCUCGGCCCAUGAAGGAUGAAACUUUUGGAGAGUACAGAUCCCUGGAGAGUGAUGCAGAUGAGAAGCGUUCGGACAGCCAGCCGUCUCUGUGCGGGGAGAGCAAGCUGGGGAGUGACGACUCUUUGGCGGAAUACGGAGACAGCGUGGACAUCCAGUUUAACGAGGACGGCUCCUUCAUCGGCCAGUACAGCGGCCGGGGGCCCGUUCCCCACGGCAACGAGAGCUCCGGUCCCGCCUCCCCUGUUAACGCAGUCCCCCCUCCUCCCAUCGCUCCAUCCAUGUCAACCAUCCUGAACCGGCCCAGCUAGACACACACACACACACACACACACACACACACACACACACUGCCUGCAACAACACACACACAGUCUCAGUACAUUCCACAGGUUUAUACAGUGAAGUGUUUACAGGAUGUCCAAGUUUACACACACACACACCUACAGACAAGAACACACACUCAGAUAGCUCUUCACAGAGGGAGGAUGAAGAUGAUGGCUGAUGUGAUGAAGACUGAGACAAAGGGGAGAAAAGUUUUUUCAUCUGUGACCAAAAUGUCUCAACCACAUGAACAUUUAAAUGAUCAUUCUGGUGAUUUUCUACAUACCAACAAUGACCCGUAGAUCAGUUCAUCGUUGGUUUAGAUCCAAACGUGACAUUUGGUGACAAGAACAAAAACCACCAGAAUGAUGCUUUAACGUCAUGUUUUUACCUUUAAUAAUGUUUAAUUUUCAGUUAGUGCAUCAUUAUCACCACUGUGUGUCUUUGGUUCUGCAGUUUAUGAGAUAUUUAUUUGUGUUCAUGUGUGCAUGCGUCUGGGAAUGAUUUGACUAUUUAUUGAUGUGUGUGUGACUGUCAAACCGAAGAUGCAUGACCCCCCCCCCCCACACCACCACCACUGAGGCAUUCAAAAGUCACGUAGUUGAUAUUUAGAGUAUGAUUUUAAAGUGCGACUGUUACUCUGUGUGUGUGUGUGUGUGACUGUUCGUGCUCUCCUGUUGCCUUAAGAGAGUCCAGCUGAGCCUCCUCACGUUCUCCGUCGUUCUGUCCAUCUGGCCUUCAUCUGUUUCUCCUCACAAACAUUCCUCUCCCAUCGUCCUCCUGUUUGCUCAGCAGGUGAAAAUGCAGGAUCAGAACAUCAUCAUAGACAGAAAGACACUCCUAUGCACACACAGACACACACAGACACACACAGACACACACAGACGAUGCAUACAUAAAGAAACCACACGGAGAGCCGGUCCUUUGUAGCAAACCAUACAGGAGCGAGGGAGGAGCGAGGGAGGGAGAGGAGGACAGAAUCACGAGGAGGACAAGAAGGAGAAAGAAAUGAGAUCUGACGUAUCAUUCUCUGAAUGUAAAUAGAACCUUGAGAUUGUCAUUUUUUAAUUUUCAUCAAUUCUUUUAUAAGAUGAUCAAACUGUAAUUUUUUUUUUAUCUGUUGCUGUGUUUGAUUUUGUACUGCAGCACUGAAGCUGAGCUGCUGUAGCAUUUGUAUCAUACAACCCCAACACCAUCGUCUCCUCUUAGUUACUCUUUUCCUCUUGUGUCGCUUCGUAGAUCAGACAUUUAGAGAAGACUAGAAUCAUAGCGAGAACAAACACCCCUCCCUUCAUCCACUUCCUUUAUAGCGCUUAGAGAUGCAGCAGAUAUUGUUGAUUAUUAAGAAGUCAUGUCAUAAACGUUAACAUUUAUACAUCCCAGUGAGGCAGCGCUUUUCUAAUGGACAUGAGUGUGAUGCAUUGAUGUCCUCUGCAGCCCUGGAUGGAUCAUACUGGAAAUCUAAAUACUUAGAGGGUUUAUUUCGUUGCCUUGGAGUGAAAGACAGGCGUGCACUGCUGGUGCCUCUUUGUGGCUCCACUUUGCCAGACAAACUCAACAUGACAGCUUGUGGGAAGAAGGAGUGCAAACCAAGGAUUUCUCAUGUGUUUGGACCCAGAGCUGAAGUUCGUUUUUAAUGUUUGUGGAGCAGAGAGGGAAUCAUUUAUACUGACAUCGCUGAGCAGAGAGCAGAGAGUGGUGUCUCUCAAGCUGGUGUUGGGUUUAUUUCAUAUUUUCUCAUUGUAAACAAACCCCAUAAAAAGACUAAAACCAACAAUGUGUCAGUCCAUCUCUCAGUAUUUUGCGACUCUAUACUCUGUGGCUCUCAGCCUCAAGCACAUUGGUUCCUACUGAAGAUAAAGCUUCUAUAACUUAUAUCUCUCUCCUCCACAGUCUGAGCUGUCAGUGUGUAAUGUGUUAUUGGCUCGUAGUGGUGAACCUACAGAGAAUUAUCAGUGACU
This is a messenger RNA of Thunnus maccoyii (southern bluefin tuna), 4764 nucleotides long. RefSeq names its product neural cell adhesion molecule L1.1-like. Gene Ontology annotation, molecular function: protein binding. The transcript has 20 exons. The record is from RefSeq and is a predicted model, not a curated record. The coding region runs from base 1 to 2790 and encodes 929 amino acids. Gene Ontology annotation, biological process: cell-cell adhesion. NCBI's taxonomy places the organism in Eukaryota, Metazoa, Chordata, Actinopteri, Scombriformes, Scombridae.